GGGGAGGAGCAGCCCGAGCAGUCAAAAAGGAGUAAAAGUGUUUCGAGUGUGUAUGUGCAUAUAUAUUUAUAUAUCCACACCUUUUGUAGCUGUGCGAACACUCGGCACUUUUCACCCUCCUCGCUUCCCAAAUGUUGCUCAGUCUCCGGUGCACUGUGGCAGACUGGAACAAGACGGGGAAGAAGAAGAAAAGAACAACCUGAGCGCUCGCUGACAAUCGGAGAGGGACUUUGGACUUUUUUUACGCACUGCGCAGCAUGCAGGCGCGCUACUCCGUGUCCAGCCCGAACUCUUUAGGGGUUGUGCCGUACAUCGGCAGCGAACAGAGUUACUACCGCGCAGCCGGUGGUUACGCCGGGAUGCCUGCGCCUAUGAGCAUGUAUUCCCACGCAGCCCACGACCAGUACCAGGCAGGUAUGGCCCGUGCGUAUAACCUUCAGCACCAACCUAAAGACAUGGUGAAACCACCGUACAGUUACAUCGCUCUCAUCACCAUGGCGAUCCAAAAUUCACCGGAGAAGAAGAUUACACUGAAUGGGAUUUAUCAGUUCAUCAUGGAGAGGUUCCCUUUCUACCGGGAUAACAAGCAGGGCUGGCAGAACAGCAUCCGGCACAAUCUGUCUCUUAAUGAGUGUUUCGUCAAAGUGCCCCGAGAUGACAAGAAGCCCGGAAAGGGUAGUUACUGGACCUUGGAUCCGGACUCUUACAACAUGUUCGAGAACGGCAGCUUUCUAAGGCGCAGGAGGAGGUUCAAGAAGAAAGACGUGCAGAAGGACAAGGAGGAACGGAGCAAAGAACUCCAAGGAGGCCGCACCCCGGCUCAGGAACAAGAGCCUGUGAAGCCUGUGCUCAUCCAGGAUAUAAAGACUGAGAACGGGAUCUCCUCGCCGCCUCAAUCCACCUCACCGGCUCUGAACGCCGUUCCUAAAAUCGAAAGCCCCGACUGCAGCAGCGUAUCGAGUGGCAGCCCGCACAGCGUGACGUCCAGUCGGCCACUAAGCAUGGAAGGGUCCGGCCAGCACCACCACAGCCAGGCCUCUGCGCAGUGCUUCAGCGUGGACAACAUCAUGACGUCCCUGCGGGGGUCUCCUCAGGGGGAGCUCUCCCCGUCUCUCAUCACCUCCUCUAGGACAGGUACGACCACCUCCCUGGCGCUUAACUACUCCCCGAACCAGACUUGCUCCUACACGUCCACCACCUGCAACCAGAACUCCACGAACUCCACCUAUCACUGCAACAUGCAGGCCAUGAGCUUCUACACCGGGGACAGAACCUCCAGCACCGUGGACGAGGCCUUGCCCGACUAUUGCAUCACCACCACGACCACCGGGUCCCCGUUUGGCCACGGAAACCGGAGCCCAGCGGGCCAAGAGGGCCACCAUCCCCACCAGGGCAGGCUCGCCUCCUGGUACGGAGACUUGAGCCACUUGAGCGCGGCAUACCCGUCCCAGCAGCAGAACAUUCACUCUGUGAGGGAGAUGUUCGAGUCCCAGAGGAUCGGGCUGAACAGCUCCCCGGUCAGUGGGAGUAAUAGUUGUCAGAUGGCCUUCCCGUCCACUCAGUCCAUCUACCGCACCUCAGGAGCUUUUGUUUAUGACUGCAGCAAGUUCUGAGACCCACGGCAUCUUUUUAAAAUAAUAACUUUAAUAUAUAUCCUUGCGUUAUUUGGUUUUGAAUAUUUUCAAUGCACAAUCUUAAUGGACAUUAUGCUGUUUGGUCCAGAAGUGUGUAACACCAAAAUACGUAAGUUCAUCCUCUUUUUAAAAGACGGCUUGCUGACAAGAUACUUUAAAUUAUCCUAAUUUACUAAUUUAUUUUUACAGGAGUGAUUAAAAAAAAUCCAUAUUCCAUAUACUACCUUAAAAAAGCCCCCAAUGUUGUGGCCUGUGCUGUUUAUUUUAUUCAUCAUAUCUCAUGAAUCAAAACAUGUUUGUAAUAAUAAAGUGCCAUGCUUUUAAUUGGAGUGAUUUAUAAGUCCAUAGAUAAAUACUACAGGAUGGAAGCAGUGUUAUUAUAAAUUAAAUUCUAAGUAAAAGUCUACCACAAUGGGGCCUUUCAUGACUAUACACAAGGAGUGGUUUAUACUUGCAUGAAAAAGAAAAAUGCUGUAUUUCAGGCUCGCAAUUAAAUGUGUGUAUUAAGAAAUGACAUACCAAAAAAACAUUUGAGACCAUUAGCUGCGGUUCUCCCCUGACAUAUGAUAAAAUGUAAUUCGAUUUCAUUUAGGCAAUACGCGUCUAGAGUAAAUGUAAAUAAACACACGUGUGGCAGUGCGCUGUGGAGCCACUAAAAGGCCUUGUCAGCAAAACAAAUCAGUCAUUGCGAACCCGUUCAGGCUUCCACUGACCACAGCAGGAAUGGGAUGCAAAGUAACGGAGCGUGGACACAUUGAAUGCAUCAUAUGGACUAUACAAGACUGAAUUAAUUGCAGAAUUUAAAAAAACGUCCCUUGUAUAUUUAGAUAACGCUGACGCCAGCCUCGUUCACAGAUAUAAUAGUAAAAAUUAAGUAAAUUCAUCAUAUUAAUCAACAUACAGUAAGGUACACUUUUCUUGGACAAAUUUGUACCAAAUCUAAUAUCAUGUAAACUCUUAUCGAUCAUGUAAGCAUUUAAUAAGCAUGGCCUUUUUUGUCUGAACUGAACUCCUGAAAUGAAAUAACGUUUGGUCGUUACGUAUAAGUGUAUGUUAAAUUAUUAUAUUCUAAAAAAAGAAUGUUUUGUACAACGAAUAAAUAAUAGCGAUAGUAAUACAUGCCCGUGCACGUGCAAAGCUUAGAAAAAAAAGAAAGUAACACAUGGUUAUUUUAUGAGUUGUCAAAUCCUUUUUAAAGAGUAAAAAAACAGCACUUAUGUUUAAGUGAUUGAUUUAUGCGACGUAUGAGGCGUUUAUUGUUUUGUUGAAAUAUAGCCUGGCUAUAAUACGCAUAGCAUAUAUAUUAGCCACAUACGGAUGACUGCAGCUGUUUUCACCGUAUAAACAUAUCGCAAUAUUAUUUUCACAUGUAUUGAUAUCAGUGUCAUACAACACCUCAUUUGAUAGAAAAUGUAAUAGAAACUCCCAAAACACAUUUUAUGGCAACUUUCAAAUGCACAUGCGAUUUAUCUUCAACGUUUCCUGUCUGAGGUGUGUUUUCAACUCAACUCACUUUUGUGUCCCAGCGGGGCAAAGUUAAAUGCUGCCCUACAUCAGUGGUUCCCAAACUUUUUAAUCAUUCAGAUAUGGACCCCUUACUCCCUCACACUUAAAAACACAAUUUUUAAUCUUAAUUUCAAAUAUUUAACAUAAUUGGUCAAUUUAUUUAAUAGUAAUUUCAGGUUAAAUGUGUAUUUUGCAUGGUCAUAUUUUGAUAGUUUCACAUGAGCACUGAUAAGUAAUCAUCCUACAUAUUUUUUUAAAAUUCCAGUCUAAUGUUGGCAUCCUUCCGUUUGAAUGGUUUGAAUUUGAGCUUCACUUUUUGGUCCACACAUGAUGGUUACAGUAAAGUAAAAAAAAAACAAAAAAAAACGUUUUCACUGCUGCAAUGUGCAGGAACUGGAACACCAAUAUAAAUUAAAUCUCAAGAUGAAACAUUAUUAAUGUAUAAAGCUUAUUUUUUGUUCAUAGAGCAAUGAACAACUUCAUGGUCUCUCACCUUUCUGCUUCAUUGAUGCACUGUGGUGUGUUCAGGCACAUUCGUAAUUGUGUUACGAGCCAUUUGUUUUUCAUUUUUAUUCAAAAUACCCCCCAUGACCACUGGAGUACCCAUUCAGGUACGCAUACCAAACUUUGGAAACCGAGGCUCUACAUCAUGGGUGUCCAAAGUGCGUCACGGGAGGUAUUUUUGUCCCACAGCUGUAUUUUUAUUACCCCCUCAUGGAUAUUCUAUACAUAAAAUGAAGGAGGAUUCGGGGCCACAUUGAAAAGAAAUGUUUGAACACGAUAUUACAUCAACAAUGACAAUUAUUGAAAUAUAUUUAGCAGGUUACAGCAUCUUUACCUUACACUAUUGAGGAGUUGUAGUGUUUAUUAAAAGAUAAAGUAAAUCCAUGGUGGAAAAACAUCAAAGCCGCCCCACAUUCUUCAAUGUUUGUGUAUGCGACCCUCGGCGGAAAAUGUUUGGGCGCUGCUGCAGCUGCAGUUUUGUUAAAGACUUCAAUCAAGUUCAACCUGCAGAUGGACUCAUUAUCACACACACACAAGUUGCAUUUGAGCUGCUCACCGGAAUGACAAAUAUGCAAUUUAUUGUCUUAAUUGAGGUCAAACUAUAAAAUAAUUUAAUAUUUUUUAUCUGGGUUUUUGUGGAUCAUUAGCUGUAUGUAUAAUUUCUGCAAGGGAACAGAAAUAUAGUCAUACACCCAGUUUUAAUAAUUCAAGUUAGUUGCAAUAUUUUUGCAUUUUCUCAAAAUGUACUCAUUUCUUCAUCAAAUGUGAGACCACCUCUUGAGUUCAAAUUGAGCGUUAGAGCUGCAUAAUCACCCUCAGUGUUUAUUUAGCUCUCAGGGAGCUUUUGGAUAUCUGUUUUCCAGAUUUUGAUCCACUUCACUUUGUUUUCUCGCCAACAAAACAAACGUGAUCAUAGACUUUGUGUUCUAGCGUUGUGGAGGGCAGACGUACAGCACCUGUACGCAGGGGACCAAAUAAAGUCAUAGCGCAUCUGGUUCUCAUUGGCUGUCUCUACUGACUCGGCAUGUCCAGCGGCAACACACACAUACACACACACACACACACACACACACACACACACACACACACACACACACACACACACUCACUAAAAGCCGUUGCUGCAUCUUGACUGUUUUUAAUCAAACAAUCAAUGAGGAUGAAUGAGUAUUCUUUUCAGGUUUCUUCUGUAAGAGCAUUCUUAGAUUUCAUUGUGUCUUUGUGCAAGAACAUUGACAAGUUCCAUAAUCUGCAUUCACUUUCUCGCUGUAAAUUAUUAUAACAAAAUAUUACCUUCAAACAUUGAUUCCCGUUCCCCAGAGAUUGAUUCUCAAUUGGAUAUCUCUUCAUAAGCUCUGGAACUUAAAUAGAACAAAAUGCCAUAAUUAAUAUACUUAAAAAAAAAACAACACCAAGUUGUACACCAUAACUUCAAGGGGAAAA
Doryrhamphus excisus (bluestripe pipefish) is the source of this 5087-nucleotide messenger RNA. Its product is annotated as forkhead box C1-A-like. The record is from RefSeq and is a predicted model, not a curated record. NCBI's taxonomy places the organism in Eukaryota, Metazoa, Chordata, Actinopteri, Syngnathiformes, Syngnathidae. Gene Ontology annotation, molecular function: RNA polymerase II cis-regulatory region sequence-specific DNA binding; DNA-binding transcription factor activity, RNA polymerase II-specific. Gene Ontology annotation, biological process: anatomical structure morphogenesis; regulation of transcription by RNA polymerase II; cell differentiation.